Molecule: messenger RNA, 507 nt
Organism: Brettanomyces nanus
Lineage: Eukaryota; Fungi; Ascomycota; Pichiomycetes; Pichiales; Pichiaceae
Exons: 1
Coding region: 1-507 (168 amino acids)
Source: RefSeq, a predicted model, not a curated record
AUGAAUGCUGCUCUUAAUGCCCCACCAGUUGCUGCAGUUGAGCUACCAGAUAAUUCCAAUUCAGGUGAAAUACCUCAUGGCGAAUGGACUGAGCAGUUUGGUGAGGCUGUCGAGACCGGCUCCACAGAUUCUAUCAGAAGUACCGUAUACGCUGCUCCCCGAGACGGUCAAGACCAUUCUUCAUGGAUAUCCCGUGACACUGUGUCUUUGCUAGGAAGUAUUGUCUUUUACUUGCUCAUCAUCGUCAUGAUAGCCCACUAUGCUCGCUGGACAUAUGUAUACCUCAAAAAGAAGGUGGAAAGAAAUCGAAACCUAGGAGAUCUUCUGCAAAGAAGACAACAGCAAAUCACCUUAGCUUCUAUACCCAGAUCUAAGAGGAACAUUUUCAGAAAUCUGUACGAGAGAAACUGGACUGGUGGUCAAGUCAAUGAUCCGGAAAUGGCAUUGUCCAUCCAGCAGCAGCCUGCUCAGCUACCUUCCUACGACCAAGCAGUCAAUGGAUCAUAA